Daldinia caldariorum is the source of this 2881-nucleotide messenger RNA. RefSeq names its product MFS general substrate transporter. The transcript has 2 exons. Gene Ontology annotation, biological process: transmembrane transport. Gene Ontology annotation, molecular function: transmembrane transporter activity. NCBI's taxonomy places the organism in Eukaryota, Fungi, Ascomycota, Sordariomycetes, Xylariales, Hypoxylaceae. The record is from RefSeq and is a predicted model, not a curated record. Bases 665 to 2560 code for a protein of 631 amino acids.
AAGCAAUAUGGUCAGUUUCAUGCGACAACCCCAAGGGCAGGUACGACAGACAAGACCAAGACCAAGACCAAGAGGACUUGUCACAGCCCAACGAGAAAAUACACUAACUCCCGGCAAAUUUAGUAGACUGCUUAGUAGUUUUAAGGCCCAGUGGGAAAAUCUUAGUGUAUCCCCUGGUCAAUCCUUCGUCAUUGAAAACCCAGAGCUUUCCGUCCGGGUCCAUAAUUUUUUUUUCGAGUUACUACGGCAAAGAGCGAAUGCCGAACCCCUACGCAUUAUCGCCUCUGCCAGAUAUUAACUUUUCUAAUUCCGAUCCAAAGUAUCCAUUUCGUUUUUUCGUUUCCUUUAUUAUCAGGGUACCCCCGUGUCUUACUGAAUAUUUUUUACUUUUCUUUUUUUUUUUUUUUUUUCGUUAUCUUCAAUUCUUGUUGAGUCCCUCUCCAGCGGUGCAAGUGCCUUCGGAUCUCUUAUAUUAUAUUAUAUACUACGAAAUAUACUCGUUGUUUCACUACUCGAGUAUAAACGAAACUAUACCUUUGUUUAAAAUUCAUAAGGGAAUUUCCCACUUGUCACUCUGACCGCUACCACAACAAAAGAUUUAACCACGCCAAGCAAUAGUAUUUUAAUAGCGGUUGCGGAUAGAUUUCCCAUUAUCGGUUGAAUAAUGGAGGAGGUUGACCGCGAGCUCAUGCGAGCUGAAGAGGAUGCCUUACGGCAGAUGGCACCUUCUGUAUCUAAAACUAACGAACAUCCCUAUCGUCGAGCUAGUAAUGAGGUCGAACGAGUUGUUUCGGCGUCGUCUGUAUCGACAUCUUCUAGUGACGAUGGUGCGGCUCACAGAGACAUGGGCGGCAUGAGCCGCAUUCCCACACAUCGAGACCUCGAACGAAACCCUACCGAACUUAGCCGUAUUAACACCGCCCGAAGCCAACACAGCGCUACUGUCGGACGAAGUCUUAAGAGCCGUGAUUCGAGGAAACCUUUACCUGCUUUCGGGGCCGGGAAGCCAUUCCCGCCCCCUUUACCAGACCAAGAAGAAUAUGUAGUUGAGUUUGAUGGUCCUAGCGAUCCUUACCACGCCCAGAACUGGUCGCUUAAAAAGAAAUUACUUACGGCCGCUAUGCUCGGUUAUACUACUAUGACUGCAGCUUUCGCAUCCAGUAUUUUCUCGGCUGCGACACCGUACGUAGCAAAGGAAUUCGGCGUCAGUUCCGAAGUUGGUAUAUUAGGUGUUUCUUUGUUCGUGGUCGGUUUCGCAACCGGCCCGACAUUCUGGGCGCCGCUGUCCGAGUUAAAGGGGCGGCGUCUGCCGAUUGUUAUAGCCAUGUUCGGAUUUUCGGUCUUCUCUAUUGCUUGCGCGACGGCCAAGGACUUACAGACUCUUCUGAUCUGCCGAUUCUUUGCUGGUUUCUGUGGCGCUUGCCCGUUGGCUGUUGUUGCUGCCGUCUUCUCGGAUAUGUUUAACAACGCCACGCGAGGUAUCGCCAUCACCCUUUUCUCCAUGGCUGUCUUCACCGGUCCCUUGUUAGCUCCAUUUGUCGGAGGUUUCAUCGUGACCUCUCACCUCGGAUGGCGCUGGACCAUGUAUAUCGCGAGUAUCAUGGGUUGGCUCGCCUUCGUUCUUGAUUUCUUCUUCUUGAACGAGACUUACCCUCCCGUGAUCUUGAUCGAAAAAGCAGCCGAAUUGCGCCGUCGUACCAGGAACUGGGGUAUCCACGCCAAGCAGGAAGAAAUCGAAGUUGACUUCGGCGAGCUGAUUCAGAAGAACUUUACUCGCCCCAUGCGGCUUCUGUUCGGUGAGCCAAUUGUCACACUGCUUUCGAUCUAUAUGGCUUUUAUUUAUGGACUACUCUAUCUCUUCCUAACGGCCUAUCCUUUCGUCUUCCAGGGAGUACAUCACUUCAAUUCCGGCCAGUCCGGUCUGGCCUUCUUUGGUAUGAUUAUUGGUCAACUACUCGCAGGUAUUACCGUGCUGCUCGACCAGCCUUCGUACCAACGUAAGCUAGCUGCCAACAAUGGUGUUCCUAUUCCCGAGUGGCGUCUACCCAUCGUCAUUGCUGGUGGUGUAUCAUUCACUGGCGGUAUCUUCUGGUUUGGAUGGUCGGGUUACCGCGCGGAUGUUCACUGGAUUGUGCCUGCUGCUUCAGGUAUCCUGACUGGUUUUGGCCUUAUGGGUAUCUUCCUUCAGGCUCUCAACUACCUUGUUGAUGCCUACCUCAUGUUCGCCGCCUCGGCUAUCGCAGGUAACACUUUCCUCCGAUCUCUCUGCGGUGCCGGAUUCCCUCUAUUUGCCACAUACAUGUUCAACGGACUUGGCAUUCAAUGGGCGGCUACGUUACUAGGCUGCGUAGCGGCAGUACUGGUCCCUAUUCCAAUUCUGUUCUACCUAUAUGGCCACAAGAUCCGUGCUAAGAGCAAGUUCGCGCCAUCUCUCCCUGGCAACACCCCCGGCAUUGCCUCCAACUCUAGUAACGAUACGGCAGUCGAUGGCGACGGUGCGGCAGACCACGCUGCGGCGUCGAGCGCUCCAAAGACUAAUGUUGAGAGCGAAAAGGUUUAAGCGCUGUGGUCAGUUUUAUUAAUUAGAUUAACUUUUUGGAAUCCUUUUCAACAAAAGGUGGGGUGGGAGGUGGGGUGGUUGAGAAUUGCUAGGUGGGGAUUAUACAUAUAAUAUGAUUGGGUUUAGACUUAUAGAUGUUACGGAUGAGAUGCGUCGUUAUGAAGGACGUAGCUGAACUUAUACCAAUACCACAUGUAGCUAGAUGACGGAUGGGUAACUUGUACAUACUUGUCGGGUACAUAUAGUAUAUAGCUGUUACUACCACUACUACUACUACUAUAGCUAUAGCUCGCUAAGAGUAAUAAUUUCGUAUAUUAUCAA